UCCUCUUGUCAGUUUCAUGUCAGAAUCUAGUUAAUAACUUGAUCAACAUGAAGGGGUCAAUUAAAUUACUUUUCAUUGUUUAUGCAUUCGUCGCUGAUGCAUUUUUAUUCGGUGGUUGUAAGUGUGGUUUAGCCUCGGGAUUAUUCACAGGAUGCGCGGAUGCAUAUAGUCAACAACAGUAUUAUUAUCCGCAUUAUCUUAAUCCAUAUUGUCAUCAACAAUAUUAUCAACAUGCUCCGUAUGCAGCUGCUAAUCCGCAACAACCUCAGGCUCCAGCAGCAGGAGCUGCUUUGGCAGCACCACAGACACAAGCUGCUAAUCCAGCAGGAGUUGCUUUGGCAGCACCACAGACUCAAGCUGCAAAUCCUGCAGCAGCACAACCUCCACUAUCUCCAUUAGCAUCAGGUUCUAAUGAAACACCAAAUCUUCCUGAAGCACCAGCCGAAAAUCCACCAGCAACUCCAGCACCAGAAGCCAGAAGUGGUUUUGAAUAUCCAUUUGCUGGAAGGUCCAGUUCAUAUCUUCCUCGACAAAAACAAAAGUUUCCCGAACGUAAUGCUAUUUUGUAUGGACAAACAUCAGCAUCAACAGGUUUAGGUUCAGGUUCAUCAUAUCCAAAAACAGACCUCUCUGGCAGAUCUGCUUUGCAACAACAACAGUUUUCCGAACGUAAUGCUGCUUUGUAUCCAACAGGAACAGCAAGAGAUCGUUCAGGUUAUGAUUCAUCAUAUCUAAAAACAGACCUCUCUGGCAGAUCUGCUUUGCCUCUACAAUCUGUACGUACCAGUUAUCAACUCCUAGAACGUCAUGCUCCAUCAUACCUCGAAACUGCCUCCAAUGGCAGAUCAAAUUUACGUACUGUUCUCUUAAAUCCCAGAGAACUUCAAGGCAAUGCCAGAUCUGCCUCUUGGCAACAAUUGGCUAAUUCUCCAGCCGCUCGAGCUGCAUUGAUUACAAUUUUACAAGAACCAGAAAUCGCGGGACAACAACUAUCAAGUCAACGUUCAUUUAAUCCUCAAAAUGCAAGAUCUCAGAUUAUUAACCCAACCAGCAGUGGAGUUCGUCUUUUGAGAACUUUAUUAACCAAUGUACCAUUGUCGCCAAAUCUCAACUAUGACAGUGAAAUAAAUUCAGGAUCACAAUAUUCGGUCAAGGCUGAUACACCAUACCCCGAAGAGUACCAAUAUUACGACAACAGGUUAUCGCCAAUCAGCUAUGACGAUUUGCCUGAAAAUGAGUUUGCUGAAGCUGAUGAAUACUAUAAUCCAUCAUUGACAAGUUGGGAUGAAAAAGUCGAUGGCUCUCCAGUAUUUUACCACGAUACCGAUGAAAACAAAUGGUAUUACUUAUAAAUAACUGAUUUCUCAUAAUGUACAAAAUGCACGGAUUUGACAACAUAAAGUAUGUUAUGAUAGACAACAUAACUAUUAUUUUAAACGAAUAAUUAAAUGUGUUUAAUGUGAAAUAAAAUUGAAAAAUGAA
Leptopilina heterotoma is the source of this 1482-nucleotide messenger RNA. RefSeq lists its product as uncharacterized. Lineage: Eukaryota; Metazoa; Arthropoda; Insecta; Hymenoptera; Figitidae. Bases 48 to 1352 code for a protein of 434 amino acids. The record is from RefSeq and is a predicted model, not a curated record. The transcript has 3 exons.